AUGCGCAAUGCGGCGUACAAACUUCCCCGAGCAGUGGAGGUAGGCGUCUUUUACUUUCAUGCAGCCGCAGGGGAGACAACAAGAUCCAAAGAGCAGUAACACAGCGGUUGAAACAGCAGCUCCAGUGACCAGUUCUACUCAGCAUAUCCACUGAGGAAAUUCUCACUUGCAACUUGAGAAGAUGAGUGGCAACAAGAAGAUGGAGGAUGAGGCGGUGGUGGACCGAGGGGCGUCCUUACUCAAACACAUCUGUGAUGAAGAAGAGGUAGCAGGUCACCACACCAUCUACAUUGGCGUGCGUGUGCCCAAGAGCUCACGGCGUCGGAGGCGCCACCGCCGGAGAACCAGCCACAAGGACAGAAAGGAGAGGUUGACGGAGAACGCCUCUGACAAGUCGGACACAGAAAACAACGAUGAGGCCAGCAACAGCAUCCUCAAACCUCUCAUCUCACCAGCAGCCGAGAGGAUCCGCUUCAUCUUGGGGGAGGAAGAUGAUGGCCCGGCACCCCCACAACUCUUUACAGAGCUGGAUGAACUGCUGUCCGUGGAUGGACAGGAGAUGGAAUGGAAAGAGACGGCCAGGUGGAUAAAGUUUGAGGAGAAGGUAGAAAAGGGGGGUGAACGAUGGAGUAAACCCCAUGUGGCAACGCUGUCUUUACAUAGCCUGUUUGAAUUGCGGACAUGCAUAGAGAAAGGCACCAUCAUGCUCGACAUGGAAGCUUCAACUCUGCCUCAGGUUGUUGAGAUGAUCACUGACAACCAGAUAGAGAUUGGCCAGCUGAAAGCAGACCUGAAGGACAAGGUGAUGUACACGUUGCUACGGAAACAUCGCCACCAGACCAAGAAGUCCAACCUGCGCUCCCUGGCUGACAUUGGAAAAACGGUCUCCAGUGCAAAUAGUCCCACCACAACUCACCGCAACCUGGCGUCCAGCAGCCUGAACGACAUCUCUGACAAACCAGAAAAGGACCAGCUUAGGAACAAGUUCAUGAAGAAGUUGCCGAGAGACGCGGAGGCCUCCAACGUGCUGGUGGGGGAGGUGGACUUCCUGGACGCACCCUUUGUGGCGUUUGUCCGUCUGCAGAAAGCUGUGAUGCUGGGAGCCCUGACAGAAGUUCCUGUUCCCACAAGGUUUUUAUUCAUCUUGCUAGGACCCAAAGGCAAAGCCAAGUCAUACCAUGAAAUUGGCAGAGCGAUCGCCACCCUGAUGUCAGAUGAGGUCUUUCAUGACAUAGCCUACAAAGCGAAGGACAGACAAGACCUGCUGGCUGGUAUUGAUGAGUUCCUGGACGAAGUGAUCGUUCUUCCUCCUGGAGAAUGGGACCCCACCAUCAGGAUAGAACCUCCCAAAUCUCUCCCCUCCUCCGAUAAAAGGAAAAACAUGUACGCAGGAGGUGAUUCUCAAAUGAAUGGAGACAUGCCUCACGAUGGAGGUCACGGAGGAGGGGGACACGAAACUGGGGAAGAGCUGGAAAAGACUGGAAGGUUUUGUGGGGGUCUCGUACUUGACAUAAAGAGAAAAGCGCCUUUCUUUCUCAGUGACUUCACCGAUGCAAUUCACAUCCAGGCUCUGUCGGCCAUUUUGUUUAUUUACCUUGGAACUGUGACAAAUGCCAUCACCUUUGGUGGUCUGCUGGGAGAUGCAACAGAAAACAUGCAGGGUGUGUUGGAGAGUUUUCUAGGCACUGCCAUAGCUGGUGGGGUGUUCUGUCUGCUGGCUGGCCAGCCUCUCACCAUCCUCAGCAGCACCGGUCCUGUUCUGGUGUUUGAACGGCUGCUCUUCAAUUUUAGCAAAGAUAACGAUUUUGACUACCUGGAGUUCCGCCUGUGGAUCGGCUUGUGGUCGGCGUUCUUCUGCUUUGUGCUUGUGGCCACUGACGCCAGCUUUCUGGUGAAAUACUUCACCCGGUUCACAGAGGAGGGCUUCUCCUGCCUCAUCAGCUUCAUCUUUAUCUACGAUGCCUUCAAGAAGAUGAUUAAAUUAGCUCACCACUAUCCCAUCAACUCUGACUUCAAGCUGGAAUAUAUCACACAAUAUGACUGUCUCUGCAUGGCUCCUACAAUCUUAGAAAAUGAAACUGGGAUUAUGGGUGAUCCUUUAGAAGGUACUUCAGUCUGGCACUGGAACAACACUGGUCUGCCGUUGAAUGCCACAUGGUCGUCCCUCACAAGGACGGAGUGCUUAAAGUACAAAGGAGAAUUGGUGGGGAAGGCCUGCGACUUUGUCCCAGACAUCAGCCUCAUGUCCUUCAUCCUCUUCUUUGGUACCUACACCUGCUCCAUGUCUCUGAGGAAGUUCAAAACAAGCCCCUUCUUCCCUACCACUGUAAGAAAACUCAUCAGCGACUUUGCCAUCAUCCUUACCAUCCUCAUCUUCUGUUGCAUUGAUGCCCUUGUGGGAGUUGACACUCCUAAACUCAUUGUGCCAAGCGAAUUCAAGCCAACAAGCCCGAAACGAGGCUGGUUUGUUCCCCCCUUUGGAGGAAACCCCUGGUGGGUUUACCUGGCGUCUGCUCUUCCUGCUCUUCUGGUCACCAUCCUGGUCUUUAUGGACCAGCAGAUUACUGCUGUGAUUGUUAACAGGAAGGAGCACAAGCUAAAGAAAGGGGCAGGUUACCAUCUGGAUCUGUUCUGGGUGGCUGUUCUGCUGGUGGUUUGCUCCUUCAUGGGACUGCCGUGGUACGUGGCCGCCACAGUCAUCUCCAUCGCUCACAUCGACAGUUUGAAGAUGGAAACUGAAACAUCGGCUCCAGGAGAGCAGCCCAAGUUCCUGGGUGUGAGAGAGCAGAGGGUCACUGGUGUGUUUGUGUUCGUCCUGACAGGACUGUCUGUAUUUAUGGCUCCAAUUUUAAAGUUUAUCCCUAUGCCUGUGCUGUAUGGAGUCUUCCUUUAUAUGGGAGUGGCCUCUCUCAAUGGAGUGCAGUUCAUGGAUCGUCUCAAGCUGCUCCUGAUGCCAGCUAAGCACCAGCCAGACCUGGUUUACCUGCGACACGUUCCUCUCAGGAAGGUCCACCUUUUCACCUUCUUGCAGAUCCUCUGCUUGGCUCUGUUAUGGAUCCUCAAGUCCACCGUGGCUGCCAUCAUAUUCCCUGUCAUGAUCCUCGCUCUGGUUGCUGUGAGGAAAGCGAUGGAUUACAUGUUCUCCCAGCAUGACCUCAGCUUCCUGGACGAUGUUAUUCCAGAGAAGGACAAGAAGAAGAAAGAGGACGAGAAGAAGAAGAAGAAAAAGCGGGGCAGCAUAGACAGCGAUGCUGAAGAUUCUGAAUGUCCUUACAAUGAGAAAUCUCCCAGUAUUAAAAUCCCCAUGGACAUGAUGGAGCAGGAGCCCUUCUUAGGUGAUAAGGCCUCUGACAGAGACAAGCCCCAUUCAUUCCUUGAACGACACACAUCGUGCUGAGCAGCUUCGCUACUAUCAGGACAGCUACCUGUCCAGCCCCGAGAUGAGCCCGUUGAAGUCUGUGCCUCAGAUUAGAAUAGACAUGGACCCAGACGACGAUAACACCUUCUACUGGAGGAGCAGAGGAUCUGAGACGUCUCUGUAGAGGACCGAACCCCCGUCAGGAAACCUGCAUCUCUCUGAUUUUUUACUAUAUAAUAACUCUUAACACCUUCCAUGACUUUGUUUUUAAUAAGAGGGGCCUAAAAAAAAGGGAAGACAACAAUUUUUUUAAAGAUAAUAACAUUGUUUCUCAGUAUUUCGGCCUUCACCCUCUUAUUUGAGUCAUUUUCUCACCGCUCCACAGUGAACAGUUUCUAUUCCUCCUCACUACUCGUCUAUGCAACUGCUCCCUCCUCUUGCUGGUCAAAGGUAAACGCUGCAACGCUCUGACCAUGCAUGGAGUGCACUCUCUGCCCUUUUUAUACAAACUCCCACACAUAUAAAUAUAUAUAUAAUCUGUCUGAUUUUUAUAUAAACCGAAUUACUCCAAUAACAUUUUCCUGUAGCAGGAAACUCUGUUUUUAUAGUUCUACCUCUUCUUUUAGAUUCAGUGCUCAUCAUGAACAAAUGCAACAUGUUGAUUCUCGACAGGGUUUUGAUAUCUUUUCUCUGUCCUUGCAUAGGGUUGAAAUAAAGAGACAUGGUGUAUUAUAGCUUGUGAAGGAAAUUAAAUAGAAAUAUGAGUUAAUUAACAAUUAACAGCACAUUUUUGUGUGCGGAUGUGGUAAAUACUUUUAUCAUCACUUAUUGAUGCAGUUUUGAUUGCUUCACCUCUUUCUAACUGAAUCUUUCACACAUUCACUUCAAAGCUUUUGUUACUUUUUAAAUUAAAUUGUUUUUUUCUCUCCUUUUUUUUAAAAUAAUUAUAUGUAUAUGUUGGUAACGUUUUCUGUGUCUAUUAUAUUUGUGGGUAGAAAACUGAUCUCAUCUGAUUUUCCUCAGCCAAACUUUAACUCUAACUAGGAAUGCAUAUCAUGUAAUUGCUUGUGCUGCACAAACUACUUAACCUAAGUGGCUUAUCAGAGGUUGAUCCAGACUGAAAUUGUUACGGUAACAUGUUAAAAUAAAAGGAUUACUAGGCGGGGAUCAGUGGGACAGCUUCAGUUUGCAGCAGGUUUAGGUUUGGUUCCUGUUGGAUUUUCUCAAAUAUACAUUAAAUGAUGUAUUUGGAUAUUCAUUUGAUACUCAGAUGCCACUUGUACAGUGGAAUUGGUUAGAAACAGAUUGCACAUUAAACCCAAAUUUGGUUACUUUGGUUCUUAAGUCAUCCAUGCAGCUCAAAAUGGAAACACAAUUCCUCUAUUUCUAACCAGUGCAAACUACUGUAAUAGCUUUCUAAAUAGAUUUUCUCGCACUUUUGUUGCUGCAUUAAACAGAUGUCACUUUACAGCCAGCAUUCAGAGAAGACAUGACUUUCGAGCUCAGUGUACAUAUGGCAUAUGAGUGCAAAAUGUACCUAUUUAGAAAAAAAUAAGAAUUAGCAAGAUUUAGAGCUCUAAUUGCUAAAUCUCAGUCUUCUAAAAUAUUUGCUUAGCGUUUUGUCUACACAGAGCAGCCAGCGAGUCCACAGUCAACGAACAAAGCCUCUUAAAUCUGACUACCUUUGGCCAGUAUUUAGAGAUAAUUCUUGUUUAAAUGCAACUGAUUAUUUUUCCUUUAAUGUAGGCAUCUUUCUGUUAACGCAAACAUUAAUUAAUGUUAAAGGAAUUAAGCAAACAAGGGAUUAAGCAAAAAAGUGCUGGGGCUCCGAACAGAAAACCAUCCACUGCCCAUGUUUCAUGUGAUUUCUCUGCAGCAGAAGUGGAAAGCGGAAAGUUAUGCACAGAAACAGCACAAGCAGGAAAUUCAACAAGCUGAAAUAAACUGAAAUUAUCCUUAAAAUACAGAUGAACAAA
Messenger RNA from Melanotaenia boesemani (Boeseman's rainbowfish), 5334 nucleotides. It is a transcript of the gene slc4a4a, whose product is annotated as solute carrier family 4 member 4a. Gene Ontology annotation, cellular component: plasma membrane; basolateral plasma membrane. The transcript has 27 exons. Gene Ontology annotation, biological process: bicarbonate transport; monoatomic anion transport; regulation of intracellular pH. Gene Ontology annotation, molecular function: solute:inorganic anion antiporter activity; monoatomic anion transmembrane transporter activity; sodium:bicarbonate symporter activity. The record is from RefSeq and is a predicted model, not a curated record. Bases 182 to 3397 code for a protein of 1071 amino acids. NCBI's taxonomy places the organism in Eukaryota, Metazoa, Chordata, Actinopteri, Atheriniformes, Melanotaeniidae.